Molecule: messenger RNA, 1910 nt
Organism: Medicago truncatula (barrel medic)
Lineage: Eukaryota; Viridiplantae; Streptophyta; Magnoliopsida; Fabales; Fabaceae
Product: cytochrome P450 84A1
Exons: 2
Coding region: 207-1739 (510 amino acids)
Molecular function (GO): heme binding; iron ion binding; oxidoreductase activity, acting on paired donors, with incorporation or reduction of molecular oxygen
Source: RefSeq, a predicted model, not a curated record
ACACUCUUCAAGCAACUAUUAUAUAAGACCCCAUAAUAUCUCUCACAAUUCAGCAACCCUUAGAGUUGCAAUCUCACAUCAACUCUCAUCACCCAACAACAACACACUCAUUUCUUUCAUACCAAGUAACCAAUAAGAAUCUCCACUCUCUAUAUUCUAUCGAAAAACCAAUUAGAGAAACCAAAAAUAGAAACACACAAGUUAACAUGGAUACACUAGGACAAUUCCAAACAACUCUAUUAUUAGUUCUCCCACUCACUUUGUUUCUACUACUAAAUUUAGCAUCAAAAUUUCGUAAAAGAGCACCAUAUCCACCUGGACCAAAAGGGUUACCCUUAAUAGGCAACAUGAACAUGUUGGACAAACUCACACAUAGAGGCUUAGCAAAUUUAGCAAAACAAUAUGGCGGUGUUUAUCACCUCCGCAUGGGGUUUAUCCACAUGGUGGCAAUUUCAAACGCCGAAGCAGCGCGUGAAGUGCUACAAUUACACGAUAGCAUCUUUUCAAAUCGGCCAGCGACGGUAGCCAUAAGUUACCUUACUUAUAACCGUGCUGACAUGGCGUUUGCUCACUACGGUCCAUUUUGGCGCCAGAUGCGAAAACUUUGUGUCAUGAAACUCUUUAGCCGCAAACGCGCUGAGUCAUGGCAGUCUGUCAAAGACGAAGUUGAAGUUGUUAUCACCAAUGUUAACAACAAUUUGGGAAAGUCCGUUAAUGUUGGUGAGUUGGUUUUUAAUUUGACAAAAAAUAUUAUCUAUCGCGCGGCUUUUGGGUCGUGCUCGAAAGAAGGACAAGAUGAGUUCAUUUCGAUACUUCAAGAGUUUUCGAAAUUGUUUGGUGCUUUUAAUAUUGCGGAUUUUGUUCCUUGUUUGAAGUGGGUUGAUCCUCAAGGUUUUAAUGAUAGGCUUGUUAAGGCUCGUGGUGCGUUGGAUGGUUUUAUUGAUAAGAUUUUUGAUGAACAUGUAGAGAAAAAAAGGAAUAUGAGUGGUGAUGAAGAUAGUGAUAUGGUUGAUGAAUUGUUGGCUUUUUACAGUGAUGAAGCUAAAGUAGAAAAUGAAUCGGAUGAUCUUCAUAACUCCAUCAAACUCACCAGAGAUAACAUCAAAGCCAUUAUCAUGGAUGUGAUGUUCGGAGGAACAGAAACAGUAGCAUCAGCAAUGGAAUGGGCAAUGUCGGAGCUAAUGAGAAAUCCAGAAGAACUAAAGCGUGUGCAACAAGAACUCGCCGUUGUUGUUGGCCUAGACCGGCGCGUGGAGGAAUCAGACAUCGAGAAACUCACUUAUCUAAAGUGUGCCGUCAAGGAGACGUUGCGUCUCCACCCUCCCAUCCCCCUUCUCCUCCACGAAACCGCGGAGGAUGCAACAGUUGGUGGUUAUUUUGUUCCUAAGGGCUCGCGCGUGAUGAUAAAUGUGUGGGCUAUAGGAAGAGACAAAGACUCGUGGGAAGAUCCAGAAGAGUUUAGGCCUUCGCGGUUUUUGGAUUCAAGUGCACCAGAUUUUAAAGGAAGUCAUUUUGAGUUUAUUCCAUUCGGGUCUGGUCGAAGGUCUUGUCCUGGAAUGCAAUUGGGCCUUUAUGCGUUGGAUUUAGCUUUGGCACAUUUACUUCAUUGUUUUACUUGGGAGUUGCCGAAUGGGAUGAGGGCUAGUGAGAUGGAUACGAGUGAUGUUUUUGGACUCACUGCUCCGCGAGCAAGUCGACUCAUUGCAGUUCCAGCUAAGCGUGUUGUGUGCCCUCUCUAAAUCAACAAAACUAAAUUUGGUAAAGUCCAAAAUACUUUAGUUUCAACAAGAAAUGGUGUGAAGAUCAUUUUGGGAGGGAUUUGUUAUUUUACUUUUUCUUAUUAUUAUUGAUGUUUGGGAAGAACAUGUAAAAUAAAAGGAAGAAAAAAGAAUGUGUGAGCAGAUUAAUUA